AUGGAAGCAAUAUUUACACACGUAAACUGGAUUAUUAAUUCUAUUAGUAAAAAUGAAUACAACUUUUUAAAACAAUGUAAAAAGUAUUUCGACUAUCAACCACCAACUGAAAUAGUAUUGAACACAACUGAGGAACGUGCUUAUUAUAUUCCAUUGAAACAGAGCCUGUCGUCUAUGCUUCAAAAUGGUCAAUUAAUGCGGGCGAUAAUUGAUAAUAUUAAUUCUUUAUCAACUCGUGCAGCUAAAGACAACGAUCUAAUAUUAUCCAAUCGACAAAGUCGUUCAGUUAAAUCAAAUCUUUCUCGCCAAACAAAUUCUAAUUCUUUAUUAUUGAAAUUAUAUACAGAUGGUAUUGGUAUUACUAAUCCAAUAGGUGCUAAGAAAGAUUCACACAAGUUUACUUGUUUUUAUUAUUUGUUAGAUGAUUUACCGGAUAUCGUUCGAUCACAAGUUAAUUCAAUAGGUCAAAUUAUUCAAAGUGUUAAAAAUGAAAGUUGGUUUAAAGAUCUUAUUGGCUUUCAUGCUACCGAAUCACUUCCACCAGACCUAAUGCAUGAUAUCGCUGAAGAAAUUGAACAGCGCACAUCAUGUUUCAUCUAUGGAUUCUAUGAUUCAUCAAAUAAAUCACCACCUGUAAAAAAGCAACAAAUAACUCAUUCAAAUAUAGCUGGCUCUGCUAGUCAAAAAUUAUGUCUUUUUCGUUUAUUUCCUAUUGUCUUUCACGAUAUUAUUGAUGAUCUUACUCUACUUCCACUAUACACCAUUUUACGUGAAAUUAUAAGCUACAUAUAUGCCAAUCCACUUAGAAAAUCAUGGUUAUCGUACUUAGAUGGUUUAUGUAAACAAUUUCAUUCUCUCAUGAUCGAACAUUUACCUGAUCAUGUAACACCAAAAGUACAUUUCUUAAUUGAAUAUCCUCGUUCAAUUGAAACGCAUGGACUGCCUAUAUUGAACUCCUGUAUACGGUUCGAAGCUAAACAUUUAUAUUUCAAGCAAAUUGCUAUUCGCACAUUUAAUUUUAAAAAU
Rotaria sp. Silwood1 is the source of this 1026-nucleotide messenger RNA. The record is from the annotation of a GenBank genome assembly. Lineage: Eukaryota; Metazoa; Rotifera; Eurotatoria; Philodinida; Philodinidae.